This is a messenger RNA of Peronospora matthiolae, 318 nucleotides long. The record is from the annotation of a GenBank genome assembly. Lineage: Eukaryota; Oomycota; Peronosporomycetes; Peronosporales; Peronosporaceae.
AUGGAGGACUCGCAGUUGCCACUGGUGCGCUCGGCGGAGAAUGCGUACGAUGCAUGGUCGCGUCUGGACGGACACUACGAGAAGAAGAGCUUGGUUAAUAAGCUCCUUCUUCGUCGCCGUUUCUUCACGACAAUGAUGGGAGAAGGUGGUGACGUGCUAGAGCACAUCAACAAGCUCAAGACCCUGGCGGAGCAACUCGACGCGGUUGGUGCUCCGGUCAGCGAAGAUGACUUGGUCAUCACUCUUCUGGCCAGUCUCAGCGAGUCCUAUCGAUUCCUGAUCACGGCGCUGGAGUCAAGAUCCGACUCGCUGACAUAG